Molecule: messenger RNA, 5626 nt
Organism: Lutra lutra (Eurasian river otter)
Lineage: Eukaryota; Metazoa; Chordata; Mammalia; Carnivora; Mustelidae
Gene: SH3RF3
Product: SH3 domain containing ring finger 3
Exons: 10
Coding region: 41-2677 (878 amino acids)
Molecular function (GO): protein binding; metal ion binding
Source: RefSeq, a predicted model, not a curated record
ACCUAGGCAGCUGCGCGCGGCCGCCGCCGGCGCCUCCCCCAUGCUGCUCGGAGCGUCCUGGCUGUGCGCGUCCAAGGCGGCCGCCGCUGCUGCGCAGAGCGAGGGCGACGACGACAGGCCGGGUGAGCGGCGGCGGCGGCGGGCGGCGGCCACGGCCGCGGCGGCGGGCGAGGACAUGGACGAGUCGUCGCUGCUGGACCUGCUGGAGUGCUCUGUGUGCCUGGAGCGCCUGGACACCACGGCCAAGGUGCUGCCGUGUCAGCACACUUUCUGCCGCCGCUGCCUGGAGAGCAUCGUGUGCUCGCGCCACGAACUGCGCUGCCCCGAGUGCCGCAUCCUGGUGGGCUGCGGCGUGGACGAGCUGCCCGCCAACAUCCUGCUGGUGCGCCUGCUGGACGGCAUUCGCCAGCGGCCCCGCGCUGGCGCCAGCCCCGGUGGUAGCCCGUCCGCGCGCCCGGGCCCCAGCUUGGGGGCGGCCUCCGCGCUCGCGGGUGGCGGGGGCAGCGCGGCGGGCAGCGCCCCCGGCUCCCCAGUCUUCCUCCCUGCGGCGACCGGCAGCGCCACCGCCAGCCUGCGGGAGCUGGCGACCAGCAGGAGUGGGCCUGUGGCAAAGACUCUCUCCCAGCUUCCCUAUGGGAAGGCGCUCUACAGUUACGAGGGGAAAGAACCUGGCGACCUCAAGUUCAGCAAGGGCGACAUCAUCAUUCUGCGGCGCAGAGUGGAUGAGCACUGGUACCAUGGGGAGCUGCAUGGGGCUCACGGCUUCCUGCCUGCCAGCUACAUCCAGUGCGUCCGGCCCUUGCCGCAGACCCCGCCCCAGGGCAAAGCACUUUAUGAUUUCGAGAUGAAGGACAGAGACCAGGACAAGGACUGUCUGACCUUUACCAAGGACGAGAUCCUGACCGUCAUCCGAAGAGUGGAUGACAACUGGGCAGAAGGCAUGCUGGGAGACAAGAUUGGGAUCUUCCCCUUGCUGUACGUGGAGCUCAAUGACUCCGCCAAGCAGCUCAUUGAGAUGGACAAGCCAUGCCCAGCUGCUGCGUCGAGCUGCCACGCCCCCUUGCCCUCUGACCCUGGUGCGGCAGCCAGUGCGGCCCCAGGACCCGCAUUAAGCAGCACGGGGGCGGUCAGUGCCUUUCAGCGGCGUGUGGACAGCAAGAAGAAUGCCAAGAAGCGCCACUCCUUCACCGCGCUCAGUGUGACACACAAGUCCUCCCAAGCCACAAGCCACAGGCACUCCAUGGAAAUUAGCGCUCCGGUCUUGAUCAGUUCCAGCGAUCCCCGGGCUGCGGCCAGAAUCGGAGACCUGGCUCAUCUGUCCUGCAGUGCUCCCGCCCCGGACUCCUCUUCCUCGCCCGGACCCGCCCCAGCGGCUGAACAGCAAGGCACCGCUCCCAAAGUCCAGCUGCCCCUCAAUGUGUACUUGGCGCUAUAUGCUUACAAGCCCCAGAAGAACGACGAGCUGGAGCUGCGGAAGGGCGAGAUGUACCGUGUCCUAGAGAAGUGUCAGGAUGGCUGGUUCAAGGGGACAUCCCUGAGGACUGGGCUUUCUGGGGUGUUCCCAGGAAACUACGUGACGCCCGUCUCCAGGGCUCCUGUAGGAGGGGCUGGGCCACCCCGGAAUAAUGUCGUUGGAGGUUCUCCGCUGGCCAAAGGGAUGGCCACAACCAUCCACCCAGGUGGUGGAAGUCUGAGUAGCCCAGCCACUGCCACAAGGCCGGCCCUUCCCCUCACCACACCCCAGGCCCAGCACCAGACAGCCUCUCCCCCGAUGGCCACUUGCCUGCGGCACACAGCCCAGCCGGCCACCAGCCAAGCCCGGGGCACCAUCCCCACAGCUUCCCACUCCUCAGCCCAGGCCCAGGACCGACCAACUGCCACCGUGUCGCCCCUGCGCACCCAGAACUCCCCAUCCCGCCUGCCGGCCGCCAGCCUCAGGCCCCACUCGGUGGUGUCGCCACAGCACGUGCACCAGCCUCCCAUGCAGACGGUCAUCGGGGCCCAGUGCCCCCGACCAGCCAUUCCACUUACAUCUGCAGCGUCUGCCGUCACACCUCCCAACGUCAGUGCUGCCAACCUCAACGGGGAGGCCGCAGGGGGGCCUGUCAGUGGCUUGUCAUCGUCCAGCCCCACCAACACCGGAGGCAAAACAGAUGAGAAGAAAAACGAAAAGAAAGAGAAGAAGAGUGGGCUGCUGAAGCUUCUCGCUGGGGCAUCCACCAAGAAGAAAUCUCGCUCCCCACCAUCCAUCUCUCCAACUCACGACUCCCAGGUGGCAGUGGACACCUCACUCCAGGGUGCAGUGGGGCCCGAAGUGUCCUCACUAUCCAUCCACGGCAGGGCAGGGUCCUGCCCCAUAGAGAGCGAGAUGCAGGGUGCCGUGGGCAUGGAACCGCUGCACAGAAAGGCGGGAUCCUUGGAUCUGAACUUCUCCUCAUCCCCCUCCAGGCAAGCAUCUCUCUCCAUGGCUGCCAUCCGUCCCGAACCCAAGCCUUUGUCCAGGGAGAGGUACCGCGUGGUGGUCUCGUAUCCUCCCCAGAGCGAGGCGGAGAUUGAGCUGAAGGAAGGCGACAUAGUCUUUGUGCACAAGAAGCGAGAAGACGGCUGGUACAAGGGGACCCUGCAGAGGAACGGCCGCACCGGCCUCUUCCCGGGCAGCUUUGUGGAGAGUUUCUGAGGACACGCUCCCCAUGCCCCACUCCCCAGGCACAAAGGCUUCCCGGGAUCCCCAGGGGGCAAAGAGAGGCAGUCAAGUCCACCGAGGGCCCCAGGUCCCUUUCAAGGCUCCUGGCGAGGCCACCCUGGACGGGGAUGGGAGCUGGGGGAUGUGGAGGUCGUGCCUUCGCCCACAACCACCCACCAGGAGUGCACCUUGGGGUUGUUCUCCCACAAAAUGCUUCCCUCUGCGUAAACUCUAAAGAAAUACCUUUGAAAAGAGAAGAUGCUGAUGCGGGUGAUCGGCUCUGCGAGGGACUGCUAAGUCGCAGCCUUCUUAUUUGUUGCCCCCGCAAGCCUGGGCGCUGCGGAAGGGCUGCAGGGCUUGGAUGGCAGGCACCGGGUCCUGGGUGGUGGCAGAAGGUCUGAGGGCUGCCCCGGGCUGCUUGUGGGGGGUCCAGAUUGCUCCAUCACCUCUCUAUAUACCUCAGUCAUCUGCCACCUGGCCACUCAGCAGGGGUGUUUCCGGCCCAGGGCUGUGGCCGGUCGCCAGAGUCCCCCAGGCAACCCCACACGCAGCUCCUGCAGGAGGCGUGAGAUCGCACUUGGCUUUGUUUCCUACCCAUAUUAUAAGCCACACAUUUCAUUUUGCCACCACUGUCCCUUUGCAUUGCUUCUUUCUUACAACAUCUUUUUAAAGUAAAGCUGUCAGACUUUCUAUAUUUCUAAUAGGUCAUACAUUGCCUAUUUUUCAUAAUCUGGUGCUGCCUUUUUGUAAACCAGUAAUGACUUGGUUGAGCUUGAAAGAAAAAAAAUGUCUGAGCUGAUAUCAAGUGGGCAGAAUUUUUAUACAUACCAUAUGAAUUUUGGAAAACUCUGAAAAGCCCACGUACUCAACAUCAGUGUUGGCUACUGCUCCACGGAGAAGAGGGAAUCCAUUUAAGUGGUUGGAGGGAGUUUGGGAAAAGUCAAUUUCCUUAAACCCUUACCAAGCCCCAUGCUAUGUCUAGACAGUGAUAAUUACUAUUCAAGAACUGGAACCAUUUCAAGGAAGGGUCACUAUAAUUGCCUUGUGUGUGGCAGUAGAAAGAACAUGAAGGUCAACCCCAGUCUAGGAAGGCAGAAUUUUCCUUUUAUUGCUUUAGGGAAAAGGACUACAAUUAGCAUUAUCAAGAUAUGAUUUCUUGGUACUGAAGCAGUUUUUAACCACAGUUCAGAUUUAUCACCUCGUGACAGUUCUGUCUUUUUUUUUUUUUUUUUUAAUAAGUGUUUCCCUAUCAGGCAGUACAAAUGUUGGUCUAGAGACUGGAAGUACAAUGAGGAGAAAGGAAUUUGAGGCAUUGCUGCAGACUGGCAGAAUCCAAGGGAGCCAGGAGGAGAGAGAGAAGGGGCACCUUUGAUCCUAGGACUUGCCCUGGAUGGGGUCCAUCAAGGCCUCUUCCUGAGCCCAGCAACCCAGACCUCCCACAGACACAGACGGGAGAAGCCCUGUCAUCAGGCCAUCUCGUUCUCCAGAAAGUCAGACCUUAAGAAUACAUUCCUAUCAGCUCGAAGUCACAAUUGAUAAGCCCCUUCUCUCUAUUUUUACAAAACCACUCAGGUUUAAAUUAGGCAGACUAAAUUAGCCUUUGGUAACAUAGCAUCGCCUGAUUUUCAAAGAUGCAACAAAAUCCAGAAACAUAUUCCCUCAUAUGAUGUGAUGCCUUUGAAAUAUGAAACGCUUAUUUUCAGAGUUCCUAUUUGGGGCUGUGACUUGGCUAUUACCACCAGGUGGUCACCACGAGGGUGGGAUCAUGCCUCAACAAAGGCUCUUCCCCUCUCUCCAGAUGAUCAUAGAUUUAAUAGACUUGAGAAAUUGUUCUGAAUCAAAGAAAGACAAAAUCCUGCUUAAACCCAGGGAGCCCUGUACAUGAGUUAAUGACAACCAGAAGGUAUCCAUUUGCCAUUGAUGCCAAAUUAGUUGCCUGACAUGCACAAAAAUCACGUGCGUGUUUAAAAUCACGCCAUCACCAAAAAUGUGCAUGGAUGAAUGUGCUGAGAUACGUGUGCCCCCAGGGAGACCAGAACUAACAAAUCCCAGAUAAUAAGGAAAGUUUUUUUUUUUUUUUUUUAAUGAAGGCAGUUACCAAGCAACGAAACAGACUAACUUGGACCUUCUUUCCUCUCCCAGCCACAGCCCACACGAGGCUUGUGGUAGGUAGGAAUCGCUGAACAGCCUAGGGACUGUGGGCGAGGCAGCAGCCCACCAGGGCCCAGCACCCACUCACAGCAGAGAGCUGGGGCUGGUGGCCAGUGCCUUUGCAAGGCAUCAGCUGACCUCUCCUGGGGCAGAGUUGGGGCAGGCAUUGGCAUGACCUCGGGAAGGAAGCAAUGCCAUAGGCCAGCCAUCAUGCUCUGGGCUGUUUUCAAACACAUUUAGCCAAAUCCAUCAGCCUUCAUGACCGUUUAGCCCACAGACAAGAGAAAAGGCAGAAUUAGACCCUUUGGGCCAACUUGUUCUAAAUAACCAACUCAUUUUGGCUACUAAGAUGAAACCAACACCUUGUCUGAAUGCUCACAUUCUACCCUGGCCCAGCAACUUAGACAUCUUGGUUAUCAGUGGCAUUUGGCAGCCAAGGUGACUUGCUUUGAGGAAUGCAGUAGAGUUCAUAGCCACUACCAAGGUCAGCAGACACUGAAGUGACAGGGACAUCUGGUCCACCAAAGAGCCUCAGAAGUGGAGUGGGGAGACAGUGGGCAGGCAAUUCCCUGGCAGCCUCACCGUGUGAAUGCCAGGUUCUGGCACCCCAAACAAGCUCAGCUGCCUGGCUGGGAAGUUCUUUGUACUUUGCACAGCUCACACACACACACACACACACACACUAAUGUUUUUGUUACACACAAAUGUCAGCGUGUGAUUUUGGAAGAAUUGACAGUAAUGACAAACUAUGAUGCCUGUGUUUCUGAGUCUUUAAAUAAAAAUGAACAUGGA